UUGUUCUAUCUGUGCCACCACCGUAAUUCUGAGUCGUAGGCUAUGAAACAGGAAACGCACUGGAAAUUGUACAGUGUUUGUAUAAUAUAAAUCGUUUUGCAUUGCUCGGACAGCAAUAACGAACGAAUGCGGACAGACAGGUGAGACUGAGUGCAGCGAUGAUUCACGAAGGAAAUAUCCUGACUACUUAUAUCCUCUUCAUCUGAUGUUGAUGCUAUUAACGUCACUGGCGUGAUUUUCAAACUGGGGAAGCAGCAGUUAAUGCUUCACUUUGUUUAAUAUUCAGGCAGAGACAGAAUGAUAGAAGAACGCAGUAAACGAGGCACGGCCAUGGUGGAGAGGAGACAACUCUUCAUGGAGAUGAGGGGACAAAACUUUGACGUCAUCAGACUGUCAACCUAUAGGACGGCCUGCAAGCUAAGAUUCGUGCAGAAAAGAUGCAACCUGCACCUGGUGGAUGUGUGGAACAUGAUCGAGGCGUUCCGUGACAGCGGUUUGAACACACUGGACCACAACGCAGAGAUUAACGUGUCUAGACUGGAGACCAUCUUGUCCUCCAUCUACUACCAGCUCAACAAGCGUCUUCCCACCGUGCACCAGAUCAACGUAGAGCAGUCCAUCAGUCUGCUCCUCAACUUCAUGGUGGCUACAUAUGACAGUGAAGGCCACGGGAAGCUGAGCAUUUUCUCGAUGAAGGCAAUGUUGGCGACUAUGUGUGGAGGGAAAAUAGUGGACAAACUACGUUGUAUCUUCUCCCAGAUCUCUGACUCUAAUGGUGUGAUGGCCUUUGCUAAGUUUGACCAGUUUCUUCGUGAAGUUCUGAAGCUACCCACAGCUGUGUUCGAGGGCCCGUCGUUUGGAUACACAGAACACGCCGUACGGACAUGCUUCCCUCAGCAGAAGAAGAUCUUGCUGAACACGUUUUUGGACAUUUUGAUGGCAGAUCCUCCCCCCCAGUGUCUCGUGUGGCUACCUCUCAUGCACCGACUUGCUAAUGUUGAAAAUGCCUUCCAUCCCGUGGAAUGUUCUUAUUGCCGGAGUGAAAGUAUGAUGGGGUUCCGUUACCGGUGCCAACAGUGCCAUGGCUACCAACUCUGUCAAAGCUGCUUUUGGCGUGGCCAUGCCAAUGGUCCCCAUAGCAACCAGCAUCAGAUGAAGGAGCACUCCUCUUGGAAGUCUCCAGCUAAAAAGCUAAGUCACGCCAUCAGUAAGUCUCUGGGCUGCGUCCCCAUUGGAGAGCUACCUCAUCCAGUGUUCCCUGAGCAGUUAGAGAAACCCCAGGACAGCGUGCCACACACUGUUCAGCCGAAGCCAGUAGCCAACAACAUGAACAACACAAUGUUCAUGUCCUCUGGUGUACCUACUCCUACUCAAAGUGUCUUAGAGAGUCCCAGCAGGCUAGAAGAGGAGCAUCGUCUCAUUGCUCGCUAUGCAGCGCGCCUUGCAGCAGAGGCAGGCAACUCCACACAAUGUCCUCCAACCGAUCUGAGUUUCAACUUCGAUACCAACAAACAACAGAGGCAGCUAAUAGCAGAACUAGAAAACAAAAACAGAGAGAUCCUCCAGGAGAUCCAGAGGUUACGUCUGGAACAUGAGCAGGCCUCCCAGCCCACCCCAGAGAAGGCCCAGCAAAACCCCACACUGCUGGCUGAACUCAGGCUCCUUAGGCACAGGAAGGAUGAGCUGGAGAGGCGCAUGUCAGCCCUACAGGAGAGCAGACGGGAACUGAUGGUCCAGCUAGAGGGUCUGAUGAGGUUACUGAAGGCCCAGACAGGAGGCUCAACCCAGUCCUCCCCCAGCCACGGGGCAGUCUGCUCCAUGCCCAUGCCGAUCCGCUCCACCUCAGCUGGGUCCACCCCCACCCACACACCCCAGGACUGCCUGGCCGGGUUGGGGGGCGACGUGCUGGAGGCCUUCGCUCAGGGUGUACCUAGAAAUCUUCGUAAUGAUCUGUUGGUCGCUGCAGAUUCAAUCACAAACACCAUGUCAUCACUUGUCAAAGAACUCCACUCAGUAGAUGAUGCUGCAGAGGAAGAGGACAACCAGAUGAGGAAUGGAGGCCUAAGGGACAGGCGUGAGGAGGACAACCAGAUGAGGAACGGAGGCCUAAGGGACAGGCGUGAGGAGGACAACCAGAUGAGGAACGGAGGCCUAAGGGACAGGCGUGAGGAGGACAACCAGAUGAGGAACGGAGGCCUAAGGGACAGGCGUGAGGAGGACAACCAGAUGAGGAACGGAGGCCUAAGGGACAGGCGUGAGGAGGACAACCAGAUGAUGAACGGAGGCCCAAGGGACAGGGCAGAGGAUGAGGACAACCAGGUGAGGAACGGAGGCCCAAGGGACAGGGCAGAGGAUGAGGACAACCAGGCACAGUGAGAGAUCUAAAACAUAAUUGAGGGAACAACAACCUCCCCAAACAUCACUCCAUUGAUCUAGACAGGAUGUCAGACUGGAGAAGAAGAAUCAGAAUGAGAAUCUGCCACACCGACCAAACCCUUCUAUCAGGAAUUAGCACGUAGAGUAAUGCAUGCUGUUAUCAAACAGGAUUUCACAGUGUGAACUCCUAUUCAACAUGUUUGUUACACCUUGCUGUGGGAUGUCUGUUGGCAAAGUGUAUAUGUCAUUCUGUAUAAAAACUUGAAGCUGUAAUUAUUAUGUAAUGACUGAUUCCCCCCGUCAUGACUGCAAGGGUCAAAUGUCUAAGGAAUGGCUUCCUGUGCUUUCUCUCAAUCUGUCUUGUUAAAUACAGAUCACCCUGUGUGCAUCAUAAAUGGCAGGUGCACUACAUAGGGAAUAGGGUGCCAUGUUGUGCACUACAUAGGGAAUAGUGUUCCAUUUGGGAUGCUACCUCUAUCUGCAUAAACUGUACAUAUUAUAUAUGACCUUGGGAACACAGCACUGACCAUAACCUGAAAACAACCUAUUUUCACCAUGACAUGUUCCCCGGCCGUCAUUGCCUUUUGUAUGAUUACAGAUCACUUGCUAGUGUGCUUUCAUUAGGGGUUUUGCAUGAAGUUGCACUGUCCUGAGUCUGACUGGGUGUACUGUAGGUUGGUAGGUACCAUGUUAUCCCAGCUCUUUGUGGGUUUAUCAGUGCUUCUCAACCUGCGGUCCCCAGGCCAGCACUGGUCCUUGGGGUGUUGCUGAUUGGUCCCUCAGAUAGUGAGUGGACACUGAUUUAGUCAGUUCUCAAGUGUUAGAUUAAAACUAAGUGAUCUUCAAAGGAGGAAGGACUAUAGCUGGUCCUUGCCGGUCCCUGGUACACAAAAGGUUGAGAAACACUUGGUUACGAUGACUGCUGGGAUUUGUAGUCAUGUAUCUUGUCAUGCCUCAGAAUUCACAUUGAUUAUAUCCCAAAUGGCACCCUAUUCCCUAUAUGGUGCACUACUUUUGACCAGUGCCCAUAGGGCUCCGGUGAAAAGUAGUGCACAAUAUAAGGAAUAGGGUGCCAUUUAUGGGACGUAACCAUUGAGUCGCAUAAUGCUGCUACUAUGUGCUCACUCUGCCGCGAGACACCCUUUUGCAAAAAUAUGAGGGUUGUUUGGUCGUAGGGAGGGAGCCUAUGGGGGCUGUUGUUUAUUUUAAUCAGGGAAAUGUCCCGUUGUUAGAAUCGGAUUAAUUCUUCUCAUAGUUAAUAUUUUAUAGAAAAAAAACAAAGUGAGAGAAGCUACUAAAUGUAUUUUAAAGUGCAUUUAAAACUCUACAUGGUGUCUCGUCCCUCAUCCACUAAACUAGUCACUCAGUAGUGACCGUAUUUAUUGACCACAUAAAGCAAAGCGAGGGAGAGGAACUCAGGACAUUAGUUUUAAAUGAAUAUUAUAUUGUGAUCUUUCGUUACAACAUACUCACCUGUACAUAGGUGACGACAGGAGGCCGACACAGAAAAGUUGUGCACAGAUAAGACUAGUUUUGAUGGCUUAAAAGAAACGAGGACUGGAACAUGUUCAUGUGACUUGAUAGAUAGGAGUUUGGGAACUGUAGCGGUAGAUGGAAUGCAGUGGUGACUCUCAAAUGGCACCCUAUUCCCGACAUAGUGCACUACUUUUGACCAGAGCCAUCAGCCCAGUGGGUCAAGAAUAGUGCACUAUAUAGCCAAUGGGGCGCAAUUUGGGUCACAUAUUCAAAAUGUGUGGUUAACUAAUAGUCAGUAGGCUAGGCCCUAAUGGGCUCCAGACCUGCUUGUUUAGGGGUCAGUUGCUGUGUAAUCAUUAAAGAGUCUGGAGGGAGCAGACAGCAACCCUGCGUCUCAAUAAUAUGGCCUUUCUCCUGCAGUUAAAAGCAUUGGAUUGGUCUGAGCAUGUGCUAGACUGCUAUAUUUCUUAAAAUGGACAUAUUAUUGGGACACACAGCAAGAAGGGUUAACCAGAUGGCAGAAAUGACAGAUUAUUGGGAGACAGGGCAAGAGGGAUUGACCAGACAGCUGGAAGGACAGAUCAUUAGGAGACAGGGCAAGAGGGAUUGACCAGACAGCUGGAAGGACAGAUCAUUAGGAGACAAGGCAUGAGAGGUUAACCAGACAGCUGGAAGGACAGAUCAUUAGGAGACAAGGCAAGAGGGGUUAACCAGAGAGCUGGAAGGACAGAUCAUUAGGAGACAGGGCAAGAGGGGUUGACCAGACAGCUGGAAGGACAGAUCAUUAGGAGACAAGGCAAGAGGGGUUAACCAGACAGCUGGAAGGACAGAUCAUUAGGAGACAGGGCAAGAGGGGUUGACCAGACAGCUGGAAGGACAGAUCAUUAGGAGACAGGGCAAGAGGGGUUGACCAGACAGCUGGAAGGACAGAUCAUUAGGAGACAAGGCAAGAGGGGUUAACCAGACAGCUGGAAGGACAGAUCAUUAGGAGACAGGGCAAGAGGGUUAACCAGACAGCUGGAAGGACAGAUCAUUAGGAGACAGGGCAAGAGGGGUUAACCAGACAGCUGGAAGGACAGAUCAUUAGGAGACAAGGCAAGAGGGGUUAACCAGACAGCUGGAAGGACAGAUCAUUAGGAGACAGGGCAAGAGGGGUUAACCAGACAGCUGGAAGGACAGAUCAUUAGGAGACAGGGAAAGAGGGGUUAACCAGACAGCUGGAAGGACAGAUCAUUAGGAGACAAGGCAAGAGGGGUUAACCAGACAGCUGGAAGGACAGAUCAUUAGGAGACAGGGCAAGAGGGGUUAACCAGACAGCUGGAAGGACAGAUCAUUAGGAGACAGGGCAAGAGGGGUUAACCAGACAGCUGGAAGGACAGAUCAUUAGGAGACAAGGCAUGAGAGGUUAACCAGACAGCUGGAAGGACAGAUCAUUAGGAGACAAGGCAAGAGGGGUUAACCAGAGAGCUGGAAGGACAGAUCAUUAGGAGACAGGGCAAGAGGGGUUGACCAGACAGCUGGAAGGACAGAUCAUUAGGAGACAAGGCAAGAGGGGUUAACCAGACAGCUGGAAGGACAGAUCAUUAGGAGACAGGGCAAGAGGGGUUGACCAGACAGCUGGAAGGACAGAUCAUUAGGAGACAGGGCAAGAGGGGUUGACCAGACAGCUGGAAGGACAGAUCAUUAGGAGACAAGGCAAGAGGGGUUAACCAGACAGCUGGAAGGACAGAUCAUUAGGAGACAGGGCAAGAGGGGUUAACCAGACAGCUGGAAGGACAGAUCAUUAGGAGACAAGGCAAGAGGGGUUAACCAGACAGCUGGAAGGACAGAUCAUUAGGAGACAGGGCAAGAGGGGUUAACCAGACAGCUGGAAGGACAGAUCAUUAGGAGACAGGGAAAGAGGGGUUAACCAGACAGCUGGAAGGACAGAUCAUUAGGAGACAAGGCAAGAGGGGUUAACCAGACAGCUGGAAGGACAGAUCAUUAGGAGACAGGGCAAGAGGGGUUAACCAGACAGCUGGAAGGACAGAUCAUUAGGAGACAGGGCAAGAGGGGUUAACCAGACAGCUGGAAGGACAGAUCAUUAGGAGACAGGGCAAGAGGGGUUAACCAGACAGCUGGAAGGACAGAUCAUUAGGAGACAGGGCAAGAGGGGUUAACCAGACAGCUGGAAGGACAGAUCAUUAGGAGACAGGGCAAGAGGGGUUAACCAGACAGCUGGAAGGACAGAUCAUUAGGAGACAGGGCAAGAGGGGUUAACCAGACAGCUGGAAGGACAGAUCAUUAGGAGACAGGGCAAGAGGGGUUAACCAGACAGCUGGAAGGACAGAUCAUUAGGAGACAGGGCAAGAGGGGUUAACCAGACGGAAAGUCUGGUUUUGGUUUAGAAUAUUGAAUGAUUUAGAGCAGAGAACAGAUGUGGGAUAAGAGCAGGAAACUGAAUCAGGAGGAUAUCAGAUACAAUAAAACACUCUUCUGAUCGACGGACAUUUCUGUUGUUCGGGGUUUGCAUGUAUCUCUGAAAUGAAUAACUAGAUAAUAAAUGUUAGGUUUAGCAAUGUGACACGAUAAAGGGCCAGACGGAGAAGAGUAGGGUUUGGUUCACGUCGUGUUAUUACAUAAUAAUAACAUGUUUACGCUAAAUUGAAACACUGGUUAAGUAAUGAACUGUACUGAAGUUGUACUUGAACAUUUAGCAUUGAGAUAAUGUGUAAAGUACAGUCAGCUAUCCUUUAAAUGAAGUACAAGGCCUUAUCAACCUACUACACUGUGUCCAGGAAUAGAAGAACGAAGAAGUGGAUUCUAACUAUCCAUUGUUCUAAAUGUGAUGUUUUUAUUUGGUUACUUAUUUUACGUGAUCUUAUCAUUCUGGGUGUUAUUUUAGUUUGCAAGCGAAUUAAAUCAUUGAUAAAGUAGAAUAAUAUUGAAGACAUCAAAACUAUGAAAUGAAAAGUGUUAAACAAAUCAGAAUAGAUUUUAAUAUUUGAGAUUCUUCAAAAUAGCCACCCCUUGCCUUGAUGACAGCUUGCACACGCUUGGCAUUCUCUCAACCAGCUUCAUGACGUAGUCACCUGGAAUGCAUUUCAAUUAACAGGUGUGCCUUGUUAAAAGAUCAUUUGUGGAAUUUCUUUCCUUAAUGCAUUUGAACCAAUCAGUUGUGUUGUGACAAGGUAGGGGUGGUAUACAGAAGAUAACCCUAUUUGGUAAAAGACCAAGUCCAUAUUAUGGCAAAAACAGCUUAAAUAAGCAAAGAGAAAUGACAGUUCAUCGUUACUUUAAGACAUGAAUGUCAGUCAAUGUGAAACAUUUCAAGAAAUGUGAAAGUUUCUUCAAGUGCAGUCGCAAAAACCAUCAAGCACUAUGAUGAAACUGGCUCUCAGGUGAACCGCCACAGGAAAGACCCAGAGUUACCGCUGUUGCAGAGAAUAAGUCCGUUAAAGUUAACUGCACUUCAGAUUGCAGCCAAAAUAAAUGUUUCAAAGAGUUCAAGCAAUAGACACAUCUCAACAUCAACUGUUCAGAGGGGACUGUGAAUCAGGCCUUCAUGUUCAAAUUGCUGCAACAAAGAAACCACUACUAAAGGACAGCAAUAAUAAGAAGAGACUUGCUUGGGUCAAGAAACAUGAGCAAUGGACAUUAGACUGGUGGAAAUCUGUCCUCUGGUCUGGUAAGUCCGAAUUUGAGAUUUUUGGUUCCAACCUCCGUGGCUUUGUGAGACGCAGAGUAGGUGAACAGAUGAUCUCCGCAUGCGUGGUUCCCACCAUGAAGUAUGGAGGAGGUGUGGGGGUGCUUUGCUGGUGACACUGUCAGUGAUUUAUUUAUAAUUCAAGGCACACUUUAACCAGCAUAGCUACCACAGCAUUCUUCAGCGAUACACCAUCCCAUCUGGUUUGCGCUUAGUGGGAAUAUAAUUUAUUUUUCAACAGGACAAUGACCCAGCACACCUCCAGGCUGUGUAAGGGCUAUUCGACCAAGAAGGAGAGUGAUGGUGCUGCAUCAGAUGACGUAGCAUCCACAAACACCUGUGUGUGCACAGCUGUCAUCAAGGCAAAGGGUGGCUACUUUGAAGAAUCUCAAAUAUAUUUUCAUUUAACACUUUUUUGGUUACUACAUGAUUCUAUAUGUGUUAUUUUAUAGAUUUGAUGACUUCACUAUUAUCCUACAAUGUAGAAAAUAAUAAAAAUGAAGAAAAACCCUUGAAUGAGUAGGUGUGUCCAAGCCUUUGACUGGUACUGUAUAUUCAAGAUCUAAGGAAAGUGCUGAGAUAAAACCUUCUGAAAAGCCAGUUAUUGUUUUCCCUCUUCACUCCGCUCACAGAUAGGAAUAUUAUGAUUUGACUUUGUGCCUACUGCCUAGAUGUUCUGUAUAAAGUGCUGAAUAAAGUCAAAACCCAUUCAUGCAGAUAUAAGAACAUCAAUCAGCCUUUUAAGUAGGAGUUUUAGUCUCAGUCAGUUACCUUGUGGAAAAAUAGGAUUUAUUUAUUGUUGUUCAGGAGGAAAAGUAGAGUAUUUUUGUUCAGCCUUUACAUUUGUGCCAAAAAUGCAGACUUUGUGUGUCAUUAUACAGAUAUAACUACAUUCCAUAUGUUGUUGUUGUUGAUGUCCAUAUUUUGCAUGAUAAAAUCCCGGCCAUACAUUUACUUGGUCUUCCUUAAAAUGUAGAACCCCCAACCGUUCUAGAACCAGUAACAGUUCUUGAGCUACAAACUGUUCUAGAGCUACCAACAGUUCUAGAGCUACAAACUGUUCUAGAGCUACCAACAGUUCUAGAACUACAAAUUGUUAUUGAGCUACCAACAGUUCUAGACCUACAAAUUAUUCUAGAGCUACAAACUGUUCUAGAGCUACCAACUGUUCUAGAGCUACCAACAGUUCUAGAACUACAAACUGUUCUUGAGCUACCAACAGUUCUAGAGCUACAAAUAGUUCUAGAGCUAUCAAAAGUUCUACAGCUACAAACUGUUCUAGAGCUACCAACAGUUAUAGUUACAAACUGUUCUAGAGCUACAGUACCACUCGUUCAAGAACUCCCAACCAUUCUAGAAUGAUUUCCUUCUAGCCAACAGAGUCAAAAGAAAGGUACAUACUGCACAUUAUGAUUGUUUUAUUGUUUGCAGAGAGAAAAUGACCAAAAAUGGCAAAAUGACAAACCAUAAGCUUCCCGAAAUGUUAUUUAUCUUUCUAUGUGUUAUAUACUGAUAUGCUUCUGGUAUUCAUUUGUUUCUCAUGUUCAUUUUAAAAACAUGGUUUUAUGUCACAUGACCACUGUCUUUUGUAAAUACAAUGAAUCAAUUGUGAAAUGUAUUAAAAUAUUUAAAAACUUGA
Oncorhynchus nerka (sockeye salmon) is the source of this 9176-nucleotide messenger RNA. RefSeq names its product dystrobrevin beta-like. Gene Ontology annotation, biological process: synaptic signaling. NCBI's taxonomy places the organism in Eukaryota, Metazoa, Chordata, Actinopteri, Salmoniformes, Salmonidae. The transcript has 19 exons. Gene Ontology annotation, cellular component: plasma membrane; synapse. The record is from RefSeq and is a predicted model, not a curated record. Bases 298 to 2376 code for a protein of 692 amino acids. Gene Ontology annotation, molecular function: zinc ion binding.